Helobdella robusta is the source of this 1317-nucleotide messenger RNA. RefSeq lists its product as hypothetical. Gene Ontology annotation, molecular function: potassium:chloride symporter activity. Gene Ontology annotation, cellular component: membrane. NCBI's taxonomy places the organism in Eukaryota, Metazoa, Annelida, Clitellata, Rhynchobdellida, Glossiphoniidae. The coding region runs from base 1 to 1317 and encodes 438 amino acids. The record is from RefSeq and is a predicted model, not a curated record. The transcript is spliced from 8 exons. Gene Ontology annotation, biological process: cell volume homeostasis; potassium ion import across plasma membrane; chloride transmembrane transport.
AUGGAAGAGGGUGAGAACAGUCCCUGGUGGAGAUCUACCCUCAACUUAUCUUCCCCUCCAAUUUUGUUUGGGGCAUGGGAUGGAGUGUUCACUUCAUGCAUGCUCAACAUAUUUGGGGUUGUCAUCUUUCUCAGGACCGGUUGGAUCGUGGGCAACGCUGGGAUGGCUUACACAAUCCUUAUAAUCAUCCUCACAGAGGCCGUUUCCAUCGUAACAGUUCUCAGUGCCAUCGGGAUUAGCCACAAGAGUCGCAUAAUUUGCACUGGUGGCGUCUACACGCUCAUCUCGCACGUUCUCGGCAGUAAGGUGGCCACGCCUAUCGCGCUGCUAUACUGCUUCGGCCAGGCAAUAGCCUGCUCAUUGUGCGUAUUGGCUUUCGGCGAGUCCAUUACAAACUUGCUGGGUUGGAACAACAUAUGGAUGGAGAAGUUGAUUGCUUGUGCUGCCUUGCUGUUCAUUCUUGGAGUUGCAGUGUUGGGUGUAAGCUGGAUGAUUGGCCUACAAAUCCUCCUCAUCAUCAUCCUUUUCAUCGCCAUACUUGAUUUCAUUGUUGGGUCCUUUUUUGUUUCUAAUCCUGCUUCUGGAGUCGUAGGUUACAACAGAUCAACUCUCAUUGCUAACAUCGCACCGCUGUACGUUCGCGGAGAAAAUUUUUUCACCAUUUUGGGUGUUUUCUUCCCCAUGUCCUGCGGCGUACUUGCCGGGUUCAACAUGAGUAUCGAUGUACGCAACCCACCAAAGGAUAUCCCUAAAGGGUCCCUGGGAGCCAUUGGAAUUAGUACAGGGAUUUACUUUUUAAUCGGCCUGAUUCUGGCUGCCACAUGCGAAAGAAGCUUCCUUGUUUCUGACUACAUGAUCGCUGAGAAGAUCUCAGGAACAGGCAUACUUUGGUUGAUAGGCCUGUACGAGUUGUCGCUAUCAUCGGCAGUGGGUAACCUCACUGGCUGUCCUCAAGCCCUCCAAGGCCUCGCAGCUGAUCAGGUCUUCAAAAUUUUAAAACCCCUUGCUACCGGGAAAGGUCCAAACAAAGUGCCAGUUAUAGCCACAGCCUUCCUAGCUCUGGUCAGUCUAAUCUUCAUACUCAUUGGUCAGCUGAACAGCCUUAGUCAGGUGACCACAAUCCUCUUCCUGCUAACGUACGCCACCGUCAAUUAUGCCUAUUUCCUUCUUUCCGUGUCGAUUAGGCAGCAGCUGUUGAGUAGAGAUGUGCUUCUUGAUGGUAGGAAGUACGUGUCAGAGGGGUCCAGUGUGGUGAGUAAAAGAAGGAUGGAUGAAAGAAAAUUGUCAUCGAUUAUGGAAGGUCAGUGGUGUUCUUAG